This is a messenger RNA of Cuscuta campestris, 1502 nucleotides long. The record is from the annotation of a GenBank genome assembly. NCBI's taxonomy places the organism in Eukaryota, Viridiplantae, Streptophyta, Magnoliopsida, Solanales, Convolvulaceae.
CGUAUGUAAAAUUGGAGGGAUUAGAUUUUUUUUGAGUGAAAAUUUGGUCAAAAUUAUGAAAACCUACUAGUCCCCCCUCCAAUUUCACCCAUUCCCUUCGUGAAACCCUCCUAGUCCUGCAUCCAAUCUCAUUCCUUCUCUUCUUCAUUCAGAAACCGGGCAUAGAUUUCGAGAGAGGAGAGCGCGGGCAUCCUUCCAACCUGCAUCACACGUCCAAGGGGUUCCUCUCCCAACCUCGGUACUCUAGUGACGAGGAGGAAGUACCUCAUGGAUUUGUGGAUCUUGAGCGGCUCCUUCAGCAAGAUUGCGCCUUCCAAGGCCUUCUUCACCGACGUCGCCUUCUCCAUGACAUCUGUUUGGUCUUUAGUGUGAGUGGCAGAGCAAGAUUGAGGAACAUGGUUUCUUCUGGUGGAGCUCAGAAAUGGCGGCCCGGCGAUGGUGGAUCUACAGCAAAGAGAUUGGGUCAAAUGUUUUCAGACCAUUUGACCAUUUCAGAGAAGUUGGAGCCACACAAAAGAGGCCUCAAUCGACACCCGGACCCCAACAAUCUUCCCCCGAUCAUCGGCAUAAACUUUUUGCAGCAAUCACUGACAACAGAUGAUACGAUGAUCUUUGCAGUUCCGAUGGUGAGGCAUAGUUGUUUUGAUUGAUUCUUUUUUUAAUCAUUUUUCUCCAAAUGUGUAGUCUUCGUUUUGUUUGAAUUAAGUAGGUGCAGAGCUAUGAAGAUUGGUACAGUCUGUGUUAAGAGAGUUUGAAGUCUGUGCAGGGACCCCUCCCCAUUGUCGUUGCUACCUUUUACAAGACUGAAGGUUCUGGAGCUUAGAGAGUGUGAUCUAUCUACCUCUUCCGCCCUGAGACUUCCCGAGCUGAGACAUACUUUGGAGAAAUUGGUUUGCCAUAAUUCAUCUACAAAACAGGUCCAGGUUGGUGGAUGUCCUGCAUAUAGGAUUGAUAAGAAGCUUGGGAAAGGAGGAUUCGGUCAAGUCUAUGUUGGUCGUCGAAUUAAUCCUCCAAAUCCAACUGAAAGAACUGGUUCAGGAGCUGUAGAGGUAGCCUUAAAAUUUGAGCAUAGAAGCAGCAAUGGUUGUAACUAUGGUCCGCCAUAUGAGUGGCAAGUAACGCUUGCUAGAGUUGAUAAUCUUCGGAAGUGCACCAAAAUAAAGUUUUUGGAUUCAAUCUCCCGAGAAGCAUAUCAACAUUUGGCGAGGCAAUUGAAUGCGAGUAUUGCCACAAUGAUAUUGCUAGGCUCAACCCCAAGGAUUGUUGGUAUUGGUUAGAAGGGAAUUGUUUUAAUCUUGCAAGCUUGAGAGGCCUAGUAAAAUACAAGAAGUCACUCUAUAAUACUCACUCCUCCACAUACUCUGCAUAUGAUAGUCACUUUGCACAAAUUUUAUUUUGAGGCUGUAUCAUUAUCCAAAAUGUGUUGCCUUUUUUAAACCUUUGUAAUAUAUAUGCUGCAUUAAGCUGCUCCACUAAUAUUUAAGUAAAUAUUAAGUUAUUAG